This is a messenger RNA of Durusdinium trenchii, 2444 nucleotides long. The record is from the annotation of a GenBank genome assembly. NCBI's taxonomy places the organism in Eukaryota, Dinophyceae, Suessiales, Symbiodiniaceae.
AUGGUUUUUGUAUGUACUACAAGUACUUGCGUUCUACAUGUUCUUUGGAGGAAUCGAAUGCUUCAUUUGAGACAGUGUGAUGACAGUGCCAAAGGGAGCCGCAGCCCAUCCAAGGGCACCACAAAAGUGGAGAAGCCCGAAAAGAGGAUGCCACUGUCAGUGCUUCCCAAAGGUGCAAUUUACUCCUUUCCAUUUGUGCUUGGCUUAGAUAGCUAUGAAUAUGAGUUUGGCCGCAAUGUGGCUCUCAGAGCAACAGGACGAUAUCAGCUUGCAACGGCAGAGCCGCAAGGUUCCAAGCCAAGUAAGAGAAAGAAGGAGAGCGCAGCAAGAUUAGUGCAAGCAGGUGCCCAGGGAAGUACUGCAAUUUUGUGGCGCCAAGUUGCUCAUUCAUCUGAUUCCGGUGCUUUGAAAGUGCGCAAGCGAAGACAAAAACUCACAGAUGACCUACUUCAUGACCUGGUUGUGACCCAUGAAGACCCAAUCGAGUUGGUUCACCAGUGGUUUCGGAUAUUUCAGCACUUUUCAGAUGCCCCUGAUGAAAUAGUGCUUCCAUCCUUGCCAGAACGGCGAGAGGAUGUGUCUCCUCCAAGCCCUCCUUCAUGUGUUGUGUCCACUGCAUCCCGGAUCAGCACAAAAAGCACAAGGAGAUCAAAGGGAUGCGUGGCGCUGUCGCGACCUUGCUCAGCACCGAGCUUGAAACGCCCCGAGAUCGUACGAGUGCUUCGCAGACAGUGCAAAGAUGCAAUUUUGGAAGAAGAGCGAUGUGAGUUGCAGAAGACACGGAAUGUGCUCAAGGAAGCUGGCUUGGCAGGUGUUGGUGCUGGCCAACUAGAUCUUGCGCAUCGCCUCAAAGCUCAAAAUCUCAAUGAUGAGUCCUUCACCGCAUGGUUGGAAAGCUUUAAGUUUAUUUGGAAUUUACAGCAGAACUUCAAUUCGGAACCACAAUCUGGACAGACUGUGAAAACCUCAGCUGCUUCAGGUCAGACUGAGACAGUCCCCAGACGCCUCUCUGCUCGCAAUGUUAGAGACGUCACAUCACGGUACAUGAAGAAGCUUAACAAAAGGGUAUUUGACAUGGGAGUUUGGGAUGUUUUUGCAGAGGAGGGGAAUGUCAGCAGUGCAACAAGCUCUGAAACUGGCACCACAGAAGAUGAAGCGGAAUAUCCAACAAGCUUGAAAGACUUGAACUUGAAUCAAGUCAUGUUGAGGAGCAGUAGCCUGGCAAUGAUGAAAUCCAAGAUCCUCUGGAACAAGGCCAAGGAAGAAGGCAUCAAUAGAUCCAAGUCUGCAUUUGAGGAAAUAGCUCGAGCUCGAGUGGAGAUUUUAAACUCAGUAGCGCCUACUCAAAUGACUUUCAAAAAUUUCAGCUCCUUUCUUGCAAUAUUUGGUGUGCGCCGCCGAGAAACUGUGGAACGUGUUGCCAAGCAUCUCUUUUUGUCUGUGCCUUGUGCAUCCCGAAAAAGAGUCCUGGAGACUGAGCAUGAAGAUGAGAAGGAAGAAGCGUGGCAGCUUCUGACAACCCUUCCAUUUGAAGUAUUCUACCGCUUUGUGAAAGCUUUGAAUCCCGAGCCGUCUCAAGGAAGCUUUCGACAUGUCUCAUCAGAGCUGCUAUGCCGGAUUGUGUUUUGUGCCGUGACUGGUUAUGAGGGAGUAAGCCAUGAUGCUGGAGCAGCUUUGCGGUUUAAAGAUGAUGCCUCGCAGAAGCCUUUGACAAAAGAAAGCGUAUUUCAAUCAGUUCGAAACUUCUUUGAAGAAAAAGGAGCAGGCGAACAAGAAAAGUUGGAACAAGACGUCCAAGGCGUAGCAGAGUUUGUGUUCGCUGCCCUUGCUCGGAGCGAGGCCAGCUUGAGGACCUCUGUCAAAAGUGGCAUCAGCUUCAACGGUUUCCAGAGCUUUGUGCGCCAGAACCAAGAGGUCUACAUUCAACUUCUGUUUCUUCUGUUACCGCUGGCCACCACUGGGGAAAAGUUUGCCGCAGAGGAGAUGCACUUGAUGCAGAAAGGGCUUUACCAUCGCGCGGGGGAGCUGCGUGAAAAGGCAGCCACGAUGGCACGGGAGCUCCAAAAAAGGCAUCUUGCGCAUCUAUUGGCAGAGUUUGUGCAACCGUGGAGAGAGGUAUGCCGACGUAAUUCCAGAAGUGGAAAUGUGACCAGAAAGUCCCAAAGUGCCGCGUAAUUAGAUCGUUGCAUCAUAGCUUUCUCACAACUGCUGAGCCCAACAUGGGCUUGGUCAACUCGCCAAUGCAUUGUGCUGAACUUGCGAAUCUUGCCCUUGAAGAGACUGCCAAAGCACAUGGUGUAGAGCCUAACAUUUUGCAAGGUGUCGCUCAUGAUGCCAUGCUUGGAUCACGGUGGAGAUUGUCCGCUGAAGCCAUUCUUGAGUGGAUCAAGAUCCAGGACUUCGUUGCAGAUGGAAAAGUAUGAAUGCGUUGCAAAAGGGCGGGA